Cucumis melo (muskmelon) is the source of this 1329-nucleotide messenger RNA. RefSeq lists its product as uncharacterized. Gene Ontology annotation, cellular component: cytosol. The coding region runs from base 227 to 1024 and encodes 265 amino acids. The transcript has 8 exons. Lineage: Eukaryota; Viridiplantae; Streptophyta; Magnoliopsida; Cucurbitales; Cucurbitaceae. The record is from RefSeq and is a predicted model, not a curated record.
UAGUAACAUUUUGAAACUUUAAAAUAAAAUAAAAAUUAAUUUUCCCAACAGUUAUUUUACUAAUGGAAGACGUUAUAUAUGUGUGUAAAAAGUCGUAGUCCUUUUUCCCUCUGUUUUUGUCUCCAAUUGUGUGGCCAUUGUCAUUGGAAAAACCAAAGAAGACAAGCUUCCACGGCAAAGGCAAGUUCGAUUCAUAGGCUGUCGAAGCUUCGCAAGAACCCUAAAGAUGGCCCACUCCGAUGCACAAACUCCCGUGGCUCAGCAUCAGAAAAUUAUAGUACACAACAAAAAUGGUGAAAAACUUGUGGGCAUACUUCAUGAUACGGGAUCAGCAGAAGUUGUUAUUUUGUGCCAUGGAUUUCGUUCGAACAAGGAAAAUGAUAUAAGUGUAAACCUUGCUAAGACAUUAGAAAAUGAAGGAAUCAGUGCCUUUCGUUUUGACUUUUCUGGAAAUGGGGAAAGUGAAGGUUCAUUUAAAUAUGGUAACUAUCAUGGAGAGGCUGAUGACUUGCAUGCCAUAAUCCAACAUUGGCAUGCAGCAGGGCGUGUCAUAAGUGCAAUUCUUGGGCAUAGCAAAGGGGGUGAUGUGGUGCUUUUAUAUGCUUCCAAGUAUCAUGAUAUUAAUUUCUUUAUCAAUGUUUCGGGACGUUAUGAUCUGAAAAAGGGUAUAAAAGAACGCUUAGGGGACGACUUUAUGGAAAGAAUUGAAAAGGAAGGAUACAUUGAUGUCAAGAAUAAGAAAGGAAAUGUAGAAUACCGAGUGACAUGGGAGAGCUUGAAGGAUCGCCUAAACACUGAUAUGCAUGAAGCUUGUCUUCUUAUUGACAAAGAAUGCAGGGUGUUCACAAUCCAUGGAACUGCUGAUGAAAUAAUCCCUAUCGAAGAUGCAUUCGAGUUCGAUAAAAUCAUACAGAACCAUAAAUUACAUGUAGUAGAAGGUGCUAAUCAUUGUUACACCUCACAUCAAACAGAGUUAGCCUCAAUUGUGUUGAAUCUCAUCAAAACAAGCCUUCUUCCCCGUUGAUGGUGCAACAUUACAGAUUUCUGAUGGAUCUUUCAUUGGAAAUGUCUAUGAAUUCAUUCCAUUUUUGGCUUUUGAUUGGCCAACAUUAAUGUUUUUCUUUAGGGGCCGAGUUUUAUUGGCCAUAUGGAGUAGUGGAUUUGAAGACAUUGCACUUUAGAAAAAGGGUAUUGCAUGGAAUUAUUCUUGAAGGUUGAUCUGUAGCCUUUUAUUAUUAAAAUGUACUAUUUCAUAUUCCAUUUUACUUUGAAUGGCAAUUUCUGUGUAUCUAAAUCUCAACUUGGGAAUAAAAUGCUCUUUUUAGUAAA